Molecule: messenger RNA, 2152 nt
Organism: Nelumbo nucifera (sacred lotus)
Lineage: Eukaryota; Viridiplantae; Streptophyta; Magnoliopsida; Proteales; Nelumbonaceae
Product: DEAD-box ATP-dependent RNA helicase 20
Molecular function (GO): ATP binding; RNA helicase activity; nucleic acid binding
Source: RefSeq, a predicted model, not a curated record
CUAGUUAAGGUUUUAGGCUUUUAGGUUCGUUGUUCGUCUUCGGCCAAAAAACUGAGAAAAAGGAAAAUUCCCUUCUCUACUUAGCAACAGGUCUUCUGCUAGCAAAGUUCCAAUUGUCUCUGUUGUUUCUACGGCGACUGCUAGAAGCACAUGAGCCGCUACGACAACCGGACCGGCGACCCGGGUUCGUACCGUGAUCGGAGAAGCGAUUCGGGUUUCGGAAGCGGUGGAGGUGGCAGCGGAGCUGCGAGUUACGGAAUCAGCGGUCGUUCAUCAUCGUCGAGCAGGAGAGAAUACGACGGCGGCGGUUCCCCAAAGAAUCACGACUUGGAUGGGUUGCCCCAUUUCGAAAAAAACUUUUAUAUCGAGUCUCCUUCUGUGGCGGCGAUGACCGAGAGUGAAGUCGAGGAAUACCGCCAGCGGAGACAGAUUACCGUUGAGGGUCGAGACGUUCCCAACCCAGUACGGGAAUUUCGCGAGGCUGGGUUCCCAGAGUAUGUCAUGCAAGAACUUAUUAAGGCUGGCUUUGUUGAACCUACUCCCAUUCAAUCCCAAGGAUGGCCUAUGGCUUUAAAGGGUCGUGAUCUCAUUGGUAUUGCAGAAACAGGAUCGGGAAAGACGCUUGCCUAUUUACUACCUGCUAUUGUUCAUGUCAAUGCCCAGCCAUUUCUAGCCCCUGGAGAUGGACCAAUUGUCUUAGUUUUAGCUCCGACACGUGAACUUGCUGUGCAAAUACAACAAGAAUCCGCUAAGUUUGGGGCGUCAUCAAGGAUUAAGAAUACCUGUAUAUAUGGUGGAGUUCCAAAGGGACCUCAAGUUCGUGAUCUUCAAAAAGGUGUUGAAAUUGUUAUUGCCACACCUGGAAGGCUCAUUGAUAUGUUAGAGUCCCAUCAUACAAACUUGCGAAGGGUCACUUACCUUGUUUUGGAUGAGGCAGAUCGUAUGUUAGACAUGGGUUUUGAGCCUCAGAUUAGAAAAAUCAUUUCUCAGAUUCGCCCAGAUCGCCAAACUUUGUACUGGAGUGCUACUUGGCCUAAGGAGGUUGAACAACUUGCCAGGUCAUUCCUUUACAAUCCAUAUAAGGUGGUUAUUGGUUCUGAAGAUCUGACAGCUAAUCGUGCAAUUCGCCAGAUUGUGGAGAUUGUCUCAGAGAAUCAGAAAUAUAGCAAAUUGGUGAAGCUGCUGGAGGAUAUCAUGGAUGGAAGCCGAAUUCUUAUAUUCAUGGAUACCAAGAAAGGGUGUGACCAGACCACAAGACAGCUUCGUAUGGAUGGUUGGCCUGCCCUGUCAAUCCAUGGAGAUAAAAGUCAGGCAGAGAGAGAUUGGGUCCUCUCAGAAUUCAAGGCUGGAAAGAGUCCAAUUAUGACUGCGACAGAUGUUGCAGCUCGUGGUUUGGAUGUGAAGGAUGUGAAGUAUGUGAUAAAUUAUGAUUUUCCGGGAUCCUUGGAGGAUUACGUCCACCGCAUCGGUCGAACAGGCAGGGCUGGGGCCAAAGGAACAGCGUAUACUUUCUUCACAGCUGCAAAUGCCAGAUUUGCAAAGGAACUUAUUACCAUCCUUGAAGAAGCUGGACAAAAAGUUAGUCCUGAACUGGCUGCAAUGGGGCGUCGUGCACCUCCUCCUCCUCCAGGUCAUGGUGGCUUCCGUGAUCGUGGGAGGGGCUUUGGUGGUGGUCGACCAUGGAGCUAAUAUAUUAAAAAGAAGGGAACGAAUGGCUAUGGACCCCAGCCCAAAUAGACAGACUCUGGUCGCUGCAAUUACGUCAUGGAGCUAAUAUAUUAAAAAGUGGUGGGAUCCUCAAGUCAUGUAGUAGCUUUCCGAUAUCUCACUACUGGCAUAACGAAGGAUAAGUUUUAACUGGCUGGGAGUUGGUGCUUGAUGUCAUCUUGUCAUGCCCAACUGAGCUUGGGCAACCAAUGUAUUGCAGUUUGUAAGAUAAAAAACUAGUACACCGCAACUUUUUACGGCUUGACAGCUUAUGAAGUAGAAAAAGGGAUAACUAUAACCAAUCAACCCAUUUCUUUCUUAAUUAUGCUACUGUGAGAGUUCAAAUGUUGGAUUAGUUGGUAAAUUUGAAUGCCGAGUGAUGUGCAAUGGAGAAAUUGAUCUCUGGUUGAGACACCAUUUUCCCCGGCGCUUCUUUUUAUUUUUA